GGGCGGCUCCGGCUCCCGCAGCGGGACAGACCCGCCCGCUCGGGCUUUUAUCCGGCACCGUCUUCCUUCCCUCCCCCGUCUAUGGUGGCGGCGGCGGCGGCAGGCGAGGCUGCGGCGUUGCCAUGAACAGUGGCGGCGGCCUCCCGCCCCCCUCGGCCGCCGCCUCCUCUUCCUCCUCCUCGCUGGCGGCGGCAGUGGCGGUGGUGGCCCCGCCGGGGGUCGGGGGUGUCCCCGGCGGGGCGGCGGGAGUGAAGCUCAAGUACUGCCGCUACUACGCCAAGGAUAAGACUUGCUUCUAUGGGGAGGAGUGUCAGUUCCUGCAUGAGGACCCGGCCGCCGGGGCUGCCCCGGGCCUCGGCCUCCAUAGCAACAGCGUCCCCCUGGCGCUGGCCGGCGCGCCGGUGGCCGGCUUUCCGCCCGGAGCCGUCCCAGGCGGGGGAGCCGGGCCGCCCCCGGGACCCAAGAAGCCGGACCUUGGGGCUCCGGGGCCCGCGGCCGCAACCGGUGGAGGAAGCGGCGGCGGGGGACUCGAUGGACCGCGGCUGGCAAUUCCUGUAAUGGAUGGAGGUGCUUUAACUGAUACAAGUCUCACAGAUUCCUAUUUCAGCACCAGCUUUAUUGGAGUCAAUGGAUUUGGAAGCCCUGUGGAAACAAAGUAUCCCUUGAUGCAGAGAAUGACUAAUAGUAGCAGCUCUCCGAGCCUUCUAAAUGAUAGUGCCAAGCCAUACGCAGGCCAUGAUCCUUUAACUUCACCUGCUUCAUCCUUGUUUAAUGACUUUGGUGCCCUCAACAUCUCUCAGAGAAGAAAGCCAAGGAAGUAUCGCCUGGGGAUGCUGGAGGAGAGGCUAGUUCCGAUGGGAUCAAAGGCUCGAAAAGCAAAGAACCCUAUUGGCUGCCUUGCUGACAGGUGUAAAUCAGGAGUACCCAUCAAUAUGGUUUGGUGGAACAGAGUCACAGAAAACAAUUUACAGACACCAAAUCCCACUGCAAGCGAAUUUAUUCCUAAAGGAGGAUCAACCUCCAGGCUGAGUAAUGUAUCCCAGUCAAAUAUGUCUGCCUUCUCUCAAGUUUUCUCUCAUCCAUCCAUGGGAAGCCCUGCUGCUGCUGGAUUAGCACCAGGAAUGUCAUUGUCUGCUGGAUCUUCCCCUCUCCAUUCCCCCAAGAUUACUCCACAUACUUCUCCCGCUCCCAGAAGAAGAAGUCACACUCCAAAUCCAGCAAGUUACAUGGUGCCUUCUAGUUCCUCUACACCUGUUAACAAUCCUGUUUCUCAGAAUCCAUCUUCUGGUCAAGUGAUCCAGAAGGAAACUGUUGGUGGGACAACUUACUUCUAUACAGACACAACUCCAGCACCUUUGACUGGAAUGGUAUUUCCAAACUAUCAUAUUUAUCCUCCUACUGCUCCUCAUGUUGCCUAUAUGCAACCAAAAGCAAAUGCACCUUCUUUCUUCAUGGCUGAUGAACUCCGACAGGAGCUGAUCAACAGACAUUUAAUAACAAUGGCUCAAAUUGAUCAAGCAGAUAUGCCAGCAGUCCCUACAGAAGUUGACAGCUACCAUAGCCUAUUCCCUCUAGAACCACUGCCACCCCCCAACCGGAUACAGAAAUCAAGUAAUUUUGGAUAUAUUACAUCUUGCUACAAAGCUGUAAAUAGCAAAGAUGAUCUGCCAUACUGCCUUCGGAGGAUACAUGGUUUUCGUCUUGUAAACACAAAGUGCAUGGUCUUGGUUGAUAUGUGGAAAAAAAUUCAGCAUUCAAAUAUCGUAACACUGCGUGAAGUAUUUACCACUAAAGCAUUCGCUGAACCUUCUCUCGUGUUUGCAUAUGAUUUCCAUGCUGGAGGAGAAACUAUGAUGAGCAGACACUUUAAUGACCCUAAUGCUGAUGCCUACUUCACAAAGAGAAAGUGGGGUCAACAUGAUGGACCAUUACCCAGACAGCAUGCUGGGUUAUUGCCAGAAUCUCUCAUUUGGGCAUACAUUGUCCAACUGAGUUCUGCUUUGCGUACCAUUCAUACAGCAGGUUUGGCAUGUCGAGUAAUGGACCCAACAAAGAUUCUGAUAACUGGCAAAACAAGGUUACGAGUAAAUUGUGUUGGAGUUUUUGAUGUUUUAACAUUUGAUAACAGUCAAAACAAUAAUCCAUUGGCAUUAAUGGCUCAGUACCAGCAAGCAGAUCUGAUAGCAUUAGGAAAAGUUGUGUUGGCUUUGGCUUGCAACUCUUUGGCCGGAAUUCAGCGAGAGAAUUUACAGAAAGCCAUGGAAUUGGUGACAAUCAACUACUCAUCUGAUCUAAAGAAUCUGAUCUUGUACUUGUUGACUGACCAAAAUAGGAUGCGAAGUGUAAAUGACAUCAUGCCCAUGAUUGGUGCUCGAUUUUAUACUCAAUUGGACGCUGCUCAAAUGAGAAAUGAUGUCAUUGAGGAAGACCUGGCAAAGGAGGUUCAAAAUGGAAGACUGUUUAGGCUCCUAGCAAAAUUGGGAACAAUCAAUGAGAGGCCGGAGUUUCAGAAGGAUCCUACUUGGUCAGAGACUGGAGACCGAUAUCUGUUGAAACUCUUUAGGGAUCAUCUUUUUCAUCAGGUGACAGAAGCGGGUGCUCCUUGGAUUGACCUCAGUCAUAUCAUUUCUUGUCUUAACAAGCUAGAUGCUGGUGUUCCAGAAAAAAUAAGCCUGAUUUCCAGAGACGAGAAGAGUGUGCUUGUGGUAACAUACAGUGACUUAAAGCGCUGCUUCGAAAAUACUUUUCAAGAACUGAUUGCAGCUGCAAAUGGUCAGUUGUAGUAUUUGCUAAAAGGGUCCACAGGACAUGGCCGAGGAACUUAAAAAACAGCAAAUUGCACUACAGCUGGACUGUUCUCUUUCAUCUCCUUUCACAUGGGGAAACAAGCAGGGGAGGAGCAAAGCUGCUUGCACUUGGGUCAGGUGCACUGUUACUUGAAAGGAAGAAUGUCUCAUUUAUCCAAGAGCUCUGGCUGCCAUUUGGAGGCUCUGUCUGUGAAGAAUUUAUUUCAGAUUAAGGAGCACCAUGAGGUGAAUGAUGUUCCUGCUUUGUUUUUUUCCACUUGUGUAUGCACUAGUUUUAAUUUUUAAAGACUUUUUUCUGAUCUUGAACUUUUGCCACAUUGUAUACUUAUUAAGGGAAACUAUUCGCAAGGACAUUUUUGGGAAACAAUACUGGGCAGCCCUGUGCCUCUGAGCAAUGCAGAAUUUGCUCUUUUAGGGAUGGGUUGCCUAAAUGACGUAAUGGACCAGGUAACUAAUUCAUAGACAUGUGGCGUAGUGCAUAGUUCUUACAAGAGUGUUGUGUGCAAGCUCUGUAUGCCGCCCACUGUUAGUUCAAAUUGAGAGUUUUGUUUUGUUUUGAAGAACACAAAAAGGGAAAGAUCAGUGAAUUUUUGGAUAUGAAUUCCCCUAUUAGUUGGUUGACAUCCUUUCUGAAUAACGAUUGGAUAAAUAGUAACUAAAGGAGCAUAUAUAGCUCUUGCUCCAAAUUCACCCAGUCUUUUUUUUUUUAAAGGCAUUUGCCUGCUCGUCAAGAUACAUUUACAUUUAUGCAAUUUUUAAUAGGAAAAAAAAUGAAGAAAUUGUGUUAAAGGCCUAAAGUUCAGGAGUAUAUUUGCUUUAGGUUAUUUCCAGUCUGCUUUUUUUGUAUAAAGUUCUGUUCUUUGAACCACAGCUUUAUAAUGGUACUUUACACUGGAUACAGACACAGAGACACUGUUCAAAAGGUGAACUAAACACAGCAGUGGUCUGGCAUCAAGAGCUUUCUGACAUUUUACAGCCUGAAUCUGGAGAGAGAAUGAUCUGCUGUGCCUUUGCAGUCACUGCUUAGCCCAAAGUAAUAGUACUUUUCAUAAUAACUCACUCUGCAGGAUCUUCCAAACAAGUCCAUCUCAAAGUUUGGAAUUUUCGUCCUCGUAACUUUCUUACUAUUUGGACAUGCAGUUGUCGCCAAACUUGGAUAUUCAUCAAAUUUUUAGUUAGUGAAAUACCUAUACUUUGAUACUGAAGACUGCCAAAUACAUAGGAAUUUUCUUUCUUAAAAAACGGUGAUGAAGACUUUAUCCUUUCCCAGCACUGAAUGUUUUACUAGCACUGGGUGCUCGCCAUGUGACCGUGAAGAAAAUGUGGAAACUCAGAAGGUCAGGACAGACUCCCAAGCACUUGCAGCUGAUGUUACUGUCUUCAAUUUUAACAGUUACACACAUUUGAUAUUUCAGAGAAUUUUUUAGUAUUCUCUGUUCACUUUUUAUAAGCUUUAAAAUGAUUUUUCUCUGCCUUGAGAUUUGCAUCAAGAAAAAGCACCUCUCAUCACCUGAAAGCUUUGAAGACUAGAGACACGCUUUACACGUUUUAACAAGUGUAUUUGAGUCCACAUUUGGUAACAUCAGUUGUUGAGUUAAUAAGAAAAUCAAUUACUGCAUUUGAUCUGGAUGGAUUUUUAAAGAACAUAUGUUCAAUAUUCAAAGAAUAAUUAACAUUUGCCACCAUAAUGUUCUUUUUUAUGUAAAAGGAACAAGAACUUGGAGACAUUAACAUGCAAAAGUCUUUUAUCAUUAGCUCAUGUAUUUGAGGAAGAGCAGCUGUCUUUUUAUAUGUUUUUUGACAAAUCAUAUUGUAAUUCUUUUGUACAAAAAAGAACUACUUGUAUUCUAGAAGAAAUAUGAAAUGCUUAAUUUAUAAGCGGGCAGGAGAUUUUUUCCAAUAUUGUUUUCUUUGAAAAUGAAAGGGGAUCAUCUAUUUUAGUUUUGGGGUCUAGGAACUUUUUGAAAUUUUUAAUUUGUGGACCAAUGUUUUGUGAAAGCUAAGGAAGGGCAGGGGUAAAAUAGGGCUUGAAUCUUUCACUCUGUGUAGACCAGCAAACUUCCCUCUGCAAGGCAGGUUCACAUCGCUAACCCAAGAAUGUCUGCACCAUAAACGCUAGUUUGCUUUAGCCCCUAGUUAACCUCAGGACUUGGUUUGAAUAUAAAAGGUAGACAGCUGAUAUGUUUUCAUGAGUAAAUAUUUGUCAGCCAGAAAACAGUUGGCGUCAGGUAAUGCAUAUUUUUUUUAGCUUUGUUUUGUAUUUAUUUUUCAUUUAGUUUUUAUUGGGAAUGGUUUUCAAAAGAAUUCUCAGUUCUGCUUAGGUGUUUUUUUGGGAAACCCUCUUUUCUAUAUUGUAAUUCCACUUAAGAGGUUGUCUGAAAGUUAGUCUUUAAUCCAUAGGAAGAUUUUAAUAUCUGAGAAUUGUCAAAUUAAGGAUAUAAACUUCUCAUACCUUCCUGUUAUGACAGAUAAAAGCACAGAAAGGACAACCUUUGAAAUCAUGUAACAUUGGUCAUUUUCAAUUUUUUGUACCUAUUUUAAAUUCUGUUAGUGUGUUUACUUCAAUGUAAAUAUUUUUGAGGGUAUCCUGGUACUUUGCUUUUGACCUUGGUUCUGUGAUUUGGAUGUCAACAACUUCCCUAAAAAGCACCAGUAUGUUAAGUUCUAAUGUCAUGAUCCCAAUAUGUGUUACUCAUCUUUAAUCCUGUUUUCAGUCUCUUUGUGUACAGCAGUAUUUUUAAUAAAGAAUUACAGAGGUAAAAUU
Castor canadensis (American beaver) is the source of this 5571-nucleotide messenger RNA. It is a transcript of the gene Pan3, whose product is annotated as poly(A) specific ribonuclease subunit PAN3. Gene Ontology annotation, molecular function: poly(A) binding; metal ion binding; protein kinase activity. Gene Ontology annotation, cellular component: P-body; PAN complex. Gene Ontology annotation, biological process: nuclear-transcribed mRNA poly(A) tail shortening; protein phosphorylation; mRNA processing. The record is from RefSeq and is a predicted model, not a curated record. NCBI's taxonomy places the organism in Eukaryota, Metazoa, Chordata, Mammalia, Rodentia, Castoridae.